AUGACGUGCCCUGCUGAUAGUGGCUCGAGUUGUAGUCCACCAACUGGGAAAAGUGUAAAUUCACCGCCUGAGCAUAUCCUAUCGCAACUAAAUGACAGAAGAACAAAGUCAUCAAUUCCUUCCAGGGAAUCACUCUGGUUGUACCCUUCUCAAAGGCAGUUUUAUAAGUCCACACUCAAUAAAGGAUAUGAUGUAGAUGCAAAUUUAAUACCUGCAAUGGUAGACAUUCACAAUGUUAUCAACGAAAGGGCUUGGGAACAGGUCAUGGAAUACGAAUCGCUACAUGCAAAAGAAUGUGAAAAUCCACUACUAAUUCGCUUUGUCGGUAAAAAGGACCAGUAUACCAUAAGGUCGAUGAUAAACUAUAUAAGAGGCUACAAACUUCCGUACGACAGGCACGACUGGACUGUAGAUAGAUGUGGAAAAUCCAUAAGGUACAUUAUUGAUUUCUACGAGGGUGAAUCCAAAGAAAAAGACAAAUUCGGAGUCUAUAUAGACGCCAGACCAGAGUUGACAUUCUCCGGGAUUUGUGACCGCCUCAGGCUCUUUUUCAACAAGUCAAUUUCUAGGUGA
Molecule: messenger RNA, 573 nt
Organism: Theileria equi strain WA
Lineage: Eukaryota; Apicomplexa; Aconoidasida; Piroplasmida; Theileriidae
Product: cytochrome c1 heme lyase, putative
Exons: 3
Coding region: 1-573 (190 amino acids)
Biological process (GO): cytochrome c-heme linkage
Cellular component (GO): mitochondrion
Molecular function (GO): holocytochrome-c synthase activity
Source: RefSeq, a predicted model, not a curated record